Messenger RNA from Clunio marinus, 1131 nucleotides. Lineage: Eukaryota; Metazoa; Arthropoda; Insecta; Diptera; Chironomidae. The record is from the annotation of a GenBank genome assembly.
AUCAGAUUGUUAAUUAAGCAGUGCAUGUGUGUGGAUUAAAUUGUCACCCGCUUCGAAAGUUACUUUAAGAAUUUCUGACUUCGAUUCUGAAUUUAAGAAUCAACGAAAGAGAAAUGUAUCGAAUUCUAACGAUUGGAUUAUUUGUUGUGACGGUGGUGCAUGGUGCAGCGAUCUCAAACGAUAUUACAGAAACGCCGCGAAUUCACACCAGCGAACAGCUUAUUUCAGCAAUCUUUAAUGAUUGCUUCGAGAUGAAUGGCAUGUCGUGUCUGAAAGGAAAAGUUCUGACCUACUUGGAUACCGUUCUCGGUUAUAAAGUCGAGCAGUCUCGUGCAUUUGACGAGAAAAACGUCGACAAAGUGAUUUAUGAUCGCGUCUCAAGAAUUUUAGCUACAAACGAAAUUCGAGUGAAAUUACCUAAAAUUAUUUUCGGUGAUGUUGAUGUCACGUAUCGUGCUGAUCGUGGAGUUGAUUUUGAAGUAAUUGAAGACUCACAAGAAGAAUCUCGUGGCUUAUUAAAGAAGAAACUUCUCUUCCCUGUUCUUCUUCUACUUAAACUUAAAAUGAAAGCCUUAAUGCCAAUCUUUGUUGCAAUCAUUGGAUUGAAAGCUAUGAAAGCUCUCAUUCUUUCGAAAUUGGCCAUCACGAUUGUUCUCGGCUUUUUAAUUUCUCAAUUGGUGAAGAAAACUGGUCUUGGAAUGCCAAUGUCAAUGAUGCCAAUGAUGAAUGGAAUGGCAGGAAUGGCAGGAAUGCAAGAACCUGCAAUGAAUUAUGGACCACCAACUACGCCAGCAGCACCUGACUCUUCUUACGGCCCAGCAGCAUGGGAGCCUUCAAGUUCAGGUUCAUCAUACUCUCGUGUUUGGGAACCUUCUGCAUCUUCGUCCUCCCAUAACUUAGCUUACAGUUCAUACUAUCCAAGUGCUCCAUCUUCAAGCUCUUACACUUCUAAUGGUUCUUCAUCAGGAGCAAGCUCUUCAUCAUCAGCAUCAUCAGCUCAAACAGCAACAGCAACAGCUUACUAAACGAUAAAACCUUCGAUACCAAAAUGUUCUCCAUUUUCAACAAACAAUUUAUUUAUUUUCGGAAUAAAGUCAUUUUAAUUUAUUGAAAUAAAAGUUGAUUAAAUGG